UAGCGUAACCCAACAGCCGAUCAACACACGUGUUUGGCGCUCCGUCGAGUCUCUACGCUCUAUUGCUAGCGCUCUACGCAAUCUUAAUGUGACUCUUUGGGGCAUUUCUUCAGUAAGUUGGAGGGUCCACGCGAUCUCCACGAUAUAAAGCCGCAUUCAAGGCUUCAAUCUACAACAGAUGGAUAAAGGAGUCAUGCCCAUCUCGCAGGCCCCAUAAUUUAAGUGUCUCUAUCCCUUCACCCAGUUCCUUUAUAUAGUUAGUAUCCACUCCCAAACCUUCUUUAUCUACUGCAAUUCCUUGCACAAGGUGCUGCAACAAACACAUCCUUCAGGCCUGUAACUUUGGUAACAGCGAGUGUUUUUUUAGGGAACCCAUAACUUUUUCUUUCCUUUUUUUUGAUCGGUAACAAGGGUAGAAAUCCUAAAGAGUUUGUGUAUAAAUACCCAGCUUUGUGUUCUGCUUGUUGCCAUCUUCUUUCUCUUCUCGUUACUCAGUUCACAGACGAAAAAAAUGAAAAUCAAGGGCGAUUUUCGCUGCCAUCUAUUUGCUUUGGUCUUGAUUUUUGUGGGGUUUCAAGUUUCUGUACAUGGACGAUUGCUAUCGGUGUCGAAACCAGACCCUGAUGAUGCUGCCGCCACUGCUCGAUGGCUGGUCUCCCAGAAUAAUUGGGGGGUCUUAAAUACCAUCUCAAGCGACUUGGGAGGAGCACCCUUUGGAAAUGUAGUCUCCUUUAGUGAUGGGCUACCUGAUGAAGGUCAUGGCAUCCCCUACUUCUAUUUGACAACUCUUGAUCCAACCGCAAGAAAUGCAUUGUCUGAUCAGAGGUCUUCAUUGACAAUCAGUGAGUACCCUAUUGGAACUUGCGGCAAGAAAGACCCUGAGAAUCCCAGUUGUGCAAAAAUUACACUUACAGGAAAGUUGAAGUUAGUUGACGAAAAAUCCAAGGAAGCAGAUUUUGCUCAAAAUGCCCUGUUUUCAAAGCAUCCAGAGAUGAAGGGCUGGCCUAAGGGUCACAACUUCCAGUUCUUCACAUUGGACAUUGAAGAUAUAUUCUUGAUCGACUGGUUUGGUGGUCCUAAACCCCUUACAGUGGACCAGUACCUGCACCCCAAAACGUACAAAUUGGCCUUCACUCUCUGAAUCCCAUCACAUCUCCAUUCUUCCCAAGUCAAUCUGGUGUGGAUGUGAAUAUCUUAUGUAUGAUAAUAAACUCCUCUGAAAUCAAAUAUUUCGCAACUGUGAAUAUUCCAUUAUUUCUGUUUCUUGUGACAUUUUAGUCUCCUGCUACUCACUCCAUACAGUGUUAACCAUCAGGAAUGGAACUGUUUAUUAUUGUUCUCCCUACUCUUGGACACUUAAAUAAAAAUGAUACAAUUUUUAUUUUAUUCUA
Messenger RNA from Vitis riparia (riverbank grape), 1391 nucleotides. RefSeq names its product protein CREG1. The coding region runs from base 512 to 1141 and encodes 209 amino acids. The transcript is spliced from 6 exons. Lineage: Eukaryota; Viridiplantae; Streptophyta; Magnoliopsida; Vitales; Vitaceae. The record is from RefSeq and is a predicted model, not a curated record.